Molecule: messenger RNA, 1413 nt
Organism: Pimephales promelas (fathead minnow)
Lineage: Eukaryota; Metazoa; Chordata; Actinopteri; Cypriniformes; Leuciscidae
Gene: dsn1
Product: DSN1 component of MIS12 kinetochore complex
Biological process (GO): cell division; chromosome segregation
Cellular component (GO): MIS12/MIND type complex
Source: RefSeq, a predicted model, not a curated record
AAUGAAAAUGGGCGGGGCAUAUUUCACACUGUCUGCGCGCGGUCUUUGAAAGAAAAUGGCGGAGCUUCAGAAAGAAGGAUUUGAGCCAUGUGAUGCCAGCAACUUCGACACCGGGGUCUCAGAAGUGUCUCAUGGAGUCAAACGUCCUCGUGACAGUAACCACAUCUCAGGUCCUCCUCAGAAGUCUCCUUGCACAUCACCUGCUCCUGCAGCAAUGCAGCAUUCAGAAGAGGAACGCCCAGAGGACUCGAAGAUUGAGGAUGGCAUGAGGGAAACUGCUCCUGAACUGAGCCCUCGCUCGCGGAGGAAAUCCUUGAGGAGAUCCUCAAGAGGCAGACGAUCCCUGCCGGCCUUCCUCGGCUCCUCACAGCCCCUGUGUGAAACCAUCAGUCUGUCUUUACCUGAUAACGAGAGGCUGGAUAUGCUAAUUAAAGCUGCUAUGCAGAGUACAGUGAAGAGGGUGAAAAACAGUCUGUACACUGUUCCUGGUGUUGAUACAGAGACACUUCAGACUCAAGUUGAGUCUUUGCAUGAAGAAUGGGACAGUCUGGCUAAAGACAUUAGCCGAGACACUCAGAAUUCACUCCCAACUACUGAGAGUGACCCCGUUGUUAACAUGACCACUGCGCGCAUUCAGGAGGACAUUAACAGGUUACAGGCUGAAAGUAUGGCAUGGGAGUCGCUAUUGAACAAACAUCGGACCAAAGCUGACGACCUGGACAAAUGUGUGGAGCGGGGAGAAGAGAAGGGCGUGCCGCUGGACCCAUCAUGCUUUGCCAAGUCUUCACAGAGUCAACUCAUUCUGAACAAACCCGACUACAAGGCAGUACUCACGGGACAGCAAAAACUGCUCCGAAACAUGGAGCUAGUGAUGGACUCUCACUGUUGCAUAAUGAGGGAGUUACUGUCUUUCCAUGAGACGUCUCAGCUGCUGCUAAAGGAGACCAGCACCAGACUAGCUUCCAGGGCAGGAUUUCAGAAUCUCCCUUCAUCUCCAGUCAGACAGCUGAUAAAAGGAGGCAUAUCUAGCGUCUCCUCCUAGUUUACAGUGCCGUGAUGACUCCCAUAGGAAAGCUCUGUGAUCAGAUAUGACCAUUUUGGUAAUGCAUUAAUAACUUUUUAAUGUAACAUUCUACUUUUUCCCUAUAACAAUUUUUUUACCCAGUAAUAUGGACAAAAAUAUAGAUGAAUUUUCAAUAUUUGAUUGUCUUUAAUAUCUGUGGCUGUUUAGUUUAAUGUCCUCCAGUGUGUGUGUGUGUGUGAGAGAGAGAAAGUUUCAGAAUGUGUAGAUGAAGAUGGACACUAGAUGGCAGACUAGUUAUUCAAAGCUCUACUUUUACCCAUGUGCUUUCAAGGCUGUUGUUUUGUACAAUUGUAAAGAUAUCUGAAUACAAUUAAAUGCUUUGUCAUUUA